UUCCGCGGCGCCCAACGGCUCGCGGAGCAACUAGGUGGAGCCGGGCAGUCAGCGUUUGCGGGUGGCGGCUGCGUUCAGACCCGCGUGGAGGAGCUCGGGGGUCUCGACUCCCAGCUGACUGGGUGGGGCGUCUGCCAUGAGGAGAAGUGAGGUGUUGGCAGAGGAGUCCAUAGUAUGUCUCCAGAAAGCUCUAAAUCACCUUCGGGAAAUAUGGGAAUCAAUUGGAAUUCCAGAGGACCAGCGCUUACAGAGAACCCAGGUUGUAAGGAAACACAUCGAGAAUCUCCUGAGUAUGAUGAUUGCUGAAGAGGAGAGCCUGAAGGAAAGGCUCAUCAAAAGCAUAUCCAUCUGCCAAGAAGAGCUGAACACCCUGUGCAGUGAGUUACACAUGGAGCCAUUUCAGGAAGAAGGAGAAACAACCAUCCUGCAACUAGAAAAAGAUUUGCGUACUCAGGUGGAAUUAAUGCGAAUACAGAAAAAGGAGAGAAAACAGGAACUGAAGCUGCUUCAAGAACAAGAUCGAGAACUCUGUGAAGUUCUUUGCAUGCCCCAAUACAACAUUGACAGCACCUGUGUUCCCAGUUUAGAUGAUUUAAACCAGUUCAGACAACACUUGGCAACUCUGAGGGAGAAAAAGGCAUCUAGGCGUGAAGAGUUUCUCAACUUGAAGAGACAGAUCAUACUGUGUAUGGAGGAACUGGAUCAUACUCCCGACACAAGCUUUGAAAGAGAUGUUGUGUGUGAGGAUGAAGAUGCCUUUUGUUUGUCUUUGGAGAAUAUUACAACACUACAAAAGCUGCUACGGCAGCUGGAACUGAGAAAAUCACAGAAUGAAGCAGUGUGUGAGGGGCUGCGUGCUCAGAUCCGAGAGCUCUGGGACAGGCUGCAAAUACCUGAAGAAGAGAGAGAAGCUGUGGCCAUGAGUCAAACUGGGUCAAACGCCAAAGUCAGGAAAGCGCUACAAUUAGAAGCAGAUCGACUGGAAGAAUUGAAAAUGCAAAACAUGAAGAAAGUAAUUGAGGCAAUUCGAGUAGAGCUGACUCAGUACUGGGACCGAUGUUUUUAUAGCCAGGAGCAGAGACAAGCUUUUGCUCCCUACUAUGCUGAGGACUACACAGAAAGCCUGCUGCAGCUGCAUGAUGCUGAGAUUGUACAGAUAAAAAACUACUAUCAAGUUCACAAGGAGCUCUUCGAAGGAGUCCGGAAGUGGGAAGAGAACUGGAAGCUUUUCUUAGAUUUUGAGAGAAAAGCUUCAGAUCCGAGUCGAUUUACAAACCGGGGAGGAAAUCUUCUAAAAGAAGAAAAGCAACGAGCAAAACUCCAGAAAACACUCCCUAAGCUGGAAGAGGAGUUGAAGACACGGAUUGAAAUGUGGGAACAGGAGCAAUCAACGGCAUUUCUGGUGAAUGGGCAGAAAUUCAUGGAGUACGUGAUGGAACAGUGGGAGGCUCACAGACUGGAGAAAGAGCGAGCCAAGCAGGAGAGGCAACUGAAGAAUAAGAAACAGACAGAGACAGAGAUACUGUAUGGCAGUGCUCCCCGGACACCCAGCAAGCGGCAAAUUCUGACUCCCAGCACGCCCGGCAAAGUGCGCAAGCUCAACACUACCGUCAUAUCCAAUACUGCAGCCAACAGCAGCAUUCGUCCUGCCUUUGGGGGAACAGUCUACCACUCCCCCAUGUCUCGACUUCCUCCUUCUGGCAGCAAGCCAGUCACUUCCACCUGUUCAGGAAAGAAAACUCCCCGUGCCAACAGACUUGGGGCCAACAAGGAGAACCUGGAGCUUAGUGGAAGCUUCCUGAGCGGUGGGUACCCUGGCUCAGCCCCUCUCCAGCGCAACUUCAGCAUUAAUUCUGUUGCCAGCACCUAUUCUGAGUUUGCGAAGGAUCCAUUCCUCUCUGACAGCUCUACUGUUGGGCUUCAGCGAGAACUUUCAAAGGCUUCUAAAUCUGAUGCUGCUUCUCGAAUCCUCAAUUCAACCAACAUCCAGUCCUGAGAAGCCCUGACCAGGCAGCCAGCUGGACAAAUGAUGGGGGGGGCUGGAGUUUUUCUUCAGUUUAACUCAAGAAAUACCUUAAAGCUUAGUUAUAGCAGUAAGUACAAAUUUUAGCAUCUGGGAGCUAACUUCCUUCUCUGCCCCCUAACUGUACUUCGUGAAGCAUGACUCCAGGGCUUGUUGCAUUUCACUAUUGUGUAGGAAAACGACUGACUGUGCCCAGCCUUGUGGUGUGGGCUGUAAGUCUGGCUUGUAUACAUGUAAUUAGCAAUUAAUAUUUUUUUUUAAAUCUAGGCACGUCCAAUUAAUGCUAUCGCUCUGAUAGCUUUGCUCUCACUCAAAGGCCUGUCCCCAUCACACUGAGGAGAUCUAUGUAUGUCAGCAUUUGGGGUGGCCUGACCUACUGCCAAAGAGUGACUGGUGGCUGGGAGCACCUUUGUUAAAUUGUGUACAGCUUGUUACAGAGUGCAGUCCCUGUGGGGGUGAAUGCACACACUGUCUGAAGUGGCUCCUUGGGUCCAGUCCCCACCUGUGCCCGCUAUGCCUGAGUCCUACCCCUGUAGCUGCGGCCAGGUGGGAAUGCUGCCUCAGUGGGAGGGGCUGCGCCUGCUGUGGAGACCCGCACCUUUGCACAGGUCACUACCGGGGCUUGUCCCCGCAAUAGCGUCUACUCUGAGGCUCUCUCUACCUGCUCUGUCUAUCACUAUGCUCUCCCAAACACUAUUAUUUAUUCUUCUCUGCCUGUGACACAUCAAAAUGGUUCUCAAAAGCUUACCAGUGUGGACUUGCUCUGUAACUGUCAGACAUGCUGUUUAUAUUUUAAAAACAGGAUAUGUGUACAUUUGACUAAAUUCUUAAAAAUAAAUUUGAAAAGUAUA
Chinchilla lanigera (long-tailed chinchilla) is the source of this 2874-nucleotide messenger RNA. RefSeq names its product protein regulator of cytokinesis 1 (gene Prc1). Gene Ontology annotation, molecular function: microtubule binding. Gene Ontology annotation, biological process: mitotic spindle midzone assembly; microtubule cytoskeleton organization. The record is from RefSeq and is a predicted model, not a curated record. The coding region runs from base 137 to 1996 and encodes 619 amino acids. NCBI's taxonomy places the organism in Eukaryota, Metazoa, Chordata, Mammalia, Rodentia, Chinchillidae. Gene Ontology annotation, cellular component: spindle; mitotic spindle midzone; cytoplasm. The transcript has 15 exons.